Messenger RNA from Haliotis rubra (blacklip abalone), 1387 nucleotides. Its product is annotated as sodium- and chloride-dependent glycine transporter 1-like. Bases 502 to 1167 code for a protein of 221 amino acids. The record is from RefSeq and is a predicted model, not a curated record. Gene Ontology annotation, biological process: sodium ion transmembrane transport. Lineage: Eukaryota; Metazoa; Mollusca; Gastropoda; Lepetellida; Haliotidae. The transcript is spliced from 8 exons. Gene Ontology annotation, cellular component: membrane.
GAUUAAAUCAAUUCUACCAGUUCAACUGGAGGAAUGCAAAACGUCUUUGUAAAUAUAUAGAUACACAUACUGUGUUUAAUCCAGUUCCUUCAGGUGUUCAGUUGCGUCCUGACUUUAUGCUGUCUAUUGAUUCAGAAUUUAAGUUCCCUUUUUUUAAACAUUCUUAAAGUGUAAUUAAUUGCUAGUUGUAGUGUCAGUGGUUGACACAUUUUAUUAUACAAUUAGCAAUGUAUCACGUUUUCUAGUAACAAACUAGCUGAAGAAUUGUCAAUGUUUGUUUCGAUGUACCCACUGUAUGAGGACAGAGUAACAAGGAAAGCACAGAGAAUUGCCACCGACAGCUCUUCUACCCUUUGGCAGACGUUUUAAGCAACCAAUUUUUAAGACUAACAGAUCCAUGUCUUCUUUUAUCCCUGUUGGCCCGGUCUUGGCUUUAUCGUUUACCCAGAAGCACUGGCUCAACUGCCGCUCCCGCAGAUAUGGAGUGUUCUCUUCUUUGUCAUGCUGAUUCUUUUGGUACAAGAUUCAUUGUUUUCAACUGUGGAAACGGUAAUAUCGGGCAUCUUGGAUGAAUAUCCCUUCCUCCUGAAAUGGAGAAUCCCUGUGACUGCUGCGUACUGUCUGGUGUCAUUUCUGCUAGGGCUUAUUUUCACCACUGAGGGUGGAAUGUACGUGUAUCAACUGGUUGACUGGUACAUAGCCACCAUAUUCCUCAUCUCUGCUGGAUUUAUGGAGUGUGUAACUUUUGGAUGGGUAUAUGGAGUGAAUCGUAUCAGUGCCGAUGUUACACUAAUGAUCGGAAGACCAGCCCCAUUGUUCUUCAGAAUCUCAUGGUCUUCCAUCACUCCCGCAAUGCUCCUGGCAAUAUUCAUUUUCACUCUGGUUCAGUACCAGCCUCCAACAUAUGGCAACUACAUCUAUCCUGAUUAUGCUGCCUCCCUUGGUUGGUGCCUGGCAGCGGUUCCCUGCAUUCCAUUGGUCACUGUGAUGUUCGUGGUCAUUUACAAGGAGGAGGGGACGGUACUGCAGAGGCUAAGGAAGAGUUUGAAACCUGAUUGUUCUUGGGGUCCGGCAAAAUCGUCAUGUCGGGAAGUUUAUAGUCGCACAUACGGGGCACACUCCUUCGGAAACUCGUAUCUGGUUUCAGCAAGUCAAGCCGAGUCCUGAGUUCCCUACCAAGAAACAACUUUGCUGGUCUUUUCCCUGUAGUGCGGUGUGGAGAAGAUCUGUACAUCAAAAGAAAUUGUUCACACUUCUUGUCAACUGUGUGUGAAUCCGCAUUUGCUGCAUUCAUAGCUCUCUUGAAAGCCUGAACAACUCUCUCUGCUUGUCCGUUUGUAGACGGAUGGUACGGAGCCGAAAAUAUGUGUUUCAUCCCAUUUUCUUU